AUGCAGCAGCCGCAGCAGAACCAACAGCAGCAGCAGCUGCAGCACGGCGCAGAUGCAGCGGCAGCGCUGUGGCAGCAGCAGCAACUACAGCAGCAAGUGCAGCAGCAGCUGCAGCAGCAGCUGCAGCAAGAAUAUGGAUUUCCCCCUGCCUGCCUGCCUCCACAGGCUCUGCUGCCGAAUGACCACACAUUUCCACAGCUGCAGCAGCUGCAGCAGCAGCAACACGUGCAGCAGCAGUUACAGCGGCAGCUACUGCAGCAACAUCACAUGCAGCAGCAGCUACAUCAGCACCAGCUGCAGCAGCAGCACCUGCAACAACAUCAGCAACAGUCGAGUCUCCCGGCUCCUGUAGAGCCGCAUGAAGCCCCGCACCAGCAGCAGCUUACACACGUGGUGGAGCAGCAGCAGCAGCAGCAACAGCAGCAGCAGCAGCAGCCGCAACGGAAGAAGUAUUGGCAUGAAAUUAAGGUCGAGGUGUGCGAGCGAGUAGCGCCUCCACUGCGGGAGCGGCAGGUGUCUCCUGAUGCAGAAACAAACGAUGAAGAAGUAUUACUAUCAGGUUCUGCUGCAGCAGCAGCAGCAGCAGAAGCACUGCAUCCGAAAAAGACAGAGAUGCGUUUGUUUCUGCGGCGGCUGGGGGGCCGCUAUAUGACAGAGACAGGGAAGGAGGAGACAGCUUUGAUGGCUAAGCUGCAGCAGCUGCAGCAGGAGUUGAAUCGUGUGCAUUUGCUGAUGGGUAAGGGCCCCCCGCUGCAGCAGCAGAAAGACCCUCCCAAGUGUCUAUGUGGAACAGCUUGCUUAGAGGCUGCUGUUGCUGCUGCUGCAGCAGGAGCUGAUGUUGCUGCUGUAUUGCAGCAGCAGCAGCAGCUCCCGCUGCACGGAGACACUAUAAUGUCGGAGAUGGCAACCUUUCAAGAUCUUGUUAAUGAUGAACACAAGGAGAAGAAGAAAGGGUUUAGAAACUUUGCAGGUUUAUGCAAGAGGCAGGUAGAGGGGCAAGCAAAGAGGCGAGAGCAGCGGCAGGAAGAGCAGGAGCGUCUGAGGAAGCAGCAAGGAAAAGCAUUAAGUGCUGCUGUUGCUGCUUUUUGGCUUAAAGUUGAACAUAUUGUAUGGGAGGAUCAGAAGAGGGCGCUGCAGUCGCAGCUGCAGCAGCAAAAAGAAAAACACUUCGAUAGAUUUGUUAAAAAGGCGCUCAGACUCUCCAAAAGUAUUGCCGGAGGAAUACGAAGGGCGCAAGACGAAGGAGCCAGCAUAGGUCAGGGGGACGCUGAAACUGCUACUGCAGCAAACACAAAACAGCAGCAACAGCAGCAGCAGCAACAGCAGCAGCAACAGCAGCUGCAAAAGCAACGGCGUUCGAAAGAGAAAAAUGGCGGCGAGAAAACGAAGUUGAGCGGAGCCUCUUCUUCCUCCUCAGCAGCAGCAACAACAGCAGCAGGCGAUGAAGAUGACGAGUAUGAUGGUUCAGGGAAACAAGCACAGCAGCAGGAAGCAGAAGACAUGGAGCUAGAUGCAGCAAUGGAAGAUGAAGAAGAUGAAGGAGAAGAAGAAGGAAAAAGAAAUUCACAUCACGCAGCAAAAGACGAAGCAGGAGACCUCGCAAAAGAAGCAGAAGAACCUCUAGAAGAACUGCUAAAGAGGUACGGGUAUGCUGGCGUUGCUGACUUUCGGGAGAAGCGCAAAGAAGAGUUGAGCAGCGAAGAAGAAAAAGAAGAUGACGGAGAAGGAGAAGAAGAAGAAGAAGAAGAAAAAGAAAAAGAAAAGGCAAAACGAGAAGAACGAGAAGAGGAAGAAGAAGAAGACGAAGAAGAGCAUGAUGAUGAUGAAAAGGCCCCCUCAUCAGACGAGAAAGAAGCUGCAUCAGCAACAGCAGCAGCAGCAACUCAUUCAACGCCCACCCCACACAGCAGAACGCGCCCUCGUCGAGCAGCGAGUCGCCGAGUGCUGCAGCAGUUUGCGGCGCUUCAGCAGCAGGAGCAGCAGCAGGAGCAGCAGGAGCAACAGCAGCAGCAGCAGCAAGGAGGAGAUCAAGACGAAGAGGAGGAAGCCGCUGAAGGAGGCGAGAAUCUCGCUGCUCUAAUAGCAGAAAGAGACAAAGAAGAUUUAAAGUUUGAUGAAGAAAUGCAUUCAAGCGAUGAUGAGUCAGAAGCAGGAGCAGAAGACCUGAUGCACGAUGCAGAUAUUCCUCUUAGUGAAAUCCUCAAGAGCUACGGUUUCUCAGAAGUCAAUGAAUACUUGAACAGACGGGAGAAGGACCUGGCGGAGGAGAGAGAAAAAGAAGAAGAGGAAGAAGAGGCAGGAGAGAGUGAGGGAGAGCCUGCUGGCGCUGAUUCACAAAGCAACAUUGAAUCAGACGCACCUGUGCCGCAGCAGCAACAGCAGCAGAAGCAGAAGCAGCAGCAGCAGAAGCAGCAGAAGCAGAAAAAGCAGCAGCUUAAACGUGAAAAAUCAACAGAAGAAGACGCACAGGGGCUCAGAUCCCCUAAGCGGCGCCGGCACGGAGACUCUAUGAAGGUUGAGUGUGGUGGGGGGCUCUCGGAGCAGAAGCAGCAGCAGCAGCAAAAAGUGAAGGUGGAGCAGGACAGAGGAGGGCAUGUUGCUUCAUCUUCUUCUGUUUCUGAAUCGGCAGCUUCAGGAGCACCUGCACAUAUCAAGGGAAAGGCAAAGAAGAGCCGCCACUGCAACAACAACUCUGUGAAGCACGAGCAGCAGGAUGCGCAGGAACAGCAGCAAGAGCAGCAGGAUGAGCAGCAGGAUCAGGUGCAGCAGCAGCAGCAGCCUAACUUCAAGCCACUUCCUUUAUCUCGGCUGAUCCGCGCUCAAUUGAGAGAGUACCAGACGGAGGGUGUUGACUGGCUCUUUCGUUUACAUAAAGCAGGCGCGAACUGUAUUCUUGCAGAUGAAAUGGGUCUAGGGAAGACGAUUCAGACAAUAGCUCUUUUAGCAAAGAUGGCGUUGCAAUUAGGUGUAUGGGGCCCUCAUCUUGUCGUGGUGCCUACGAGCGUCUUAGAGAACUGGGAAACAGAGUUUAAGAAAUUUCUUCCGGGUUUCCGCGUGUUGUUGUACUAUGGAUCUGCAGCAGAGAGGCAGAAGAAGCGUCAGGGUUGGCUGAAGAAACAUGCAUUUAAUGUGUGUAUAGUCAGCUAUGCAACAGCAGUAAAAGAUGCUGCAAUAUUAAAAAGAAGGGAAUGGUAUUCGUUAGUGCUGGAUGAAGCACAAAACAUAAAAAACUUCAGCUCAAAACGGUGGCAAACAUUACUUACAUUCAACUCUCAGCAUCGGCUGCUUCUUACGGGUACUCCUUUACAGAAUCAUCUAUUAGAGCUUUGGUCUUUGAUGCAUUUUCUCAUGCCUUCUCUCUUCUCUUCACAUGCAGAUUUUCGUGAUUGGUUUGAUAGCCCACUGACAGCAGCAAUUGAACAGUCUCGAGUGCAGCGCCACCAACAACUUGUAGCAAAACUUCAUCAGGUGCUGCGCCCUUAUAUCUUAAGGCGAUUAAAGAAAGAUGUGGAGAAACAAAUGCCUAGUAAGCAUGAACAUGUAAUUCGCUGCCAGCUAACAAGAAGACAGAGAUGUUUAUAUGAUGAAUUUCUUAAUUCAAGAUCUGUACAAGGCUCACUGCAGCAGCAUCAAUAUAGAGGGAUGAUGAAUGCUUUAAUGCAAUUACGAAAAGUCUGCAAUCACCCAGAUCUAUUCGAAGCAAGAUCUACUAAAACACCCGUUGGUCUUCAAGAACUAGGAGUGCUGGAGCAAACAAUUCCUGCUGCUCUUUGUCUAUGGCUUCAAGAGCCCUGGUGCUUAACAAUGGAUGCCGCUAUGCAGCGUGUAACUCUUCCGGUGACGUCUCUGCUGCUGCGGGAGACGCACAGCAGCAAAUGGGCAGAGUUGGCAGCAGCAGAGUUAUCAUCCCCUCUUCAGGGUUUGUUUGGGGACCUUCCUCCUUUUGCUGCUUCAGAAGCUGCUGCUGCUGCUGCUGCUGCUACUUUUGCUGCUACUGAAGGCAGCGAGAAUGAUAGCGCGCAUGCAGAUCAUGUGGGGUUGCUGCUCGCUGCAUUUGCUUUGCCGGUGUUGAGGGAUACCCGAUCCCUCUCCGUUGCAGAUAUUCCGUUUCCUACAUACUGUCUUCUUCCGUCAGAACAGACGACAGACACAGCAGCAGCAGCAUCAGCAGCAAUGGGGGAAGACCCCCAGCAGCAGCAGCAGCAGCAGAUGAGGGGCUUGCUGCCUGGGCAGUGGUGUGCGACUGCUGAUUCUUGCUCUCCUGAACGCAGCACUAACGCCGGCUCUGCGUUUCGCUGUGACCCUUUAUUGAGGCCCCAGAAGGAGAAUCAGCAGCAGCAGCAGCAGCAGCAGCAGCAGCCGCUUAUGUGGGGCCCUAAGGGUUUGAUAGACGGCAGUUGGUUUCUAGGCGGUGCAUUUGGUCCUGCAAGCAUCCCUGAUAUAAGCGGGUUGAUGAAUUUUAAACAGAAAGAAGAAGAGGAGAAGCAGCAGCCAGCAGAAGAUGUGCUGCCUUUGCCUUUGAAGUUCCUGCAGCUUCAGGUGUCUCUUGAGCUCAACAGCGACGACGAGUUGCCGCAGCACGAUUCUGCAGCAGGAGGUGCAGGAGGAGGAUCAGCAGCAGCGCAGCAAGGAGGGCUCGUUCAAAGCACAACUGCAGCAGAAGCUGCCUUUGAGAGCAGCAGCAGCAGCAGCGGCCCAGGUGCUGCUGCAGUUCCUUCCUCUCGCGCAAUACGAUCUACAGAAGAUUACUUCCGACGAACAUCUUACAGCACGUUUCUCUUCCCCACGCCUUCUCAGCUCUGUCAGCGCUUCAAGCCUUUGCUUGAUCUUCUUACUUGCGUCUGCAGCCCCCGCGUGCAUGCAGAGCCUCCCCGAGUCUACUUGAGGGGUUCAGGUGGUAAUACAGCUCGUGCUGCAUCUCUGCAUGCAUUAGAAGGUGCUGCUUUAACUUUAUUAGAGGGUUAUAGACUGCGGGAGCCGCUGCUGCGUAGAGAAUAUCUUCCUACAUACGGCCUUAGAUGGGGCGACGUGCAGCUAGGGCAGUCAACAGCAGCAGACUUUCGGGCUGCAUACAGCGCUUUGCUGCAGAAGGGAGCAGCAGAUGAAGCUAACGGUGGAGGUGUACAAAUAGGAAAACAUUUAAUGCAUGUUUCUGCUUGUUACGGUGUAUGUGGAUCUCGUGCUGCUCUUUCCGUUGAAAAUGAUUACUAUAAUGAUCUUCUUAAAGGCCCUGCGCAUGCAGAGAGCUUUCUUAUCACCAACUACGCUGAUGCAGAUUGUACAGUAAAUGAAACCCUCAGCCGCAUGCAGUGUCUAUUCCCUCCAAAGCAACUCAUUCAAGACGACUGUGGGAAGCUUAUUGCAAUGGUGGAGAACCGGCACCGUCUUGUGAAUCAAUUUAACGCAAACCCCCGGAUAUUUUUGUUUAUUUCUUCAACACGCGCUGGAGGCGUUGGUAUUAACCUCACCGGCGCAGACACUGUUAUUUUCUACGACACCGAUUGGAACCCAGCCAUGGAUCGCCAAGCUAUGGACAGGUGUCACCGCAUUGGGCAGACUCGGGACGUGCACAUAUAUCGUUUGGUGUGCGAGCACACAAUUGAAGAAAACAUUUGGAGGAAACAACUGCAGAAAAGAUUGCUUGAUGAAAUUGUUGUUGAUCAGGGGUCUUUCACAACGACAAAUGCAGCAAGGAGACUGGGGACAGUUGAAGUUCAACAACAAAACGGAGACAAAGACGUGCAGCAAACCGAGUGGUUCUCCAAUGCUAAUACCCUCAAAGAACUCCUCACCGUAAAACAAGAACAAACAGAAGAUUUAUAUGUAGACCGUGUUCUUCACGAGUCCUCUACCGAUAUGAAUAAUUCUGCUUCUCUUCCUUCUCUUAAAACAGAGAAACACUCAGUUUACGAAUCUGUAAUGGAUGAAGUAGAAGACGUUGAAGACAGAGCGGCACUCAGACAAACCGCCAAAGAACAAAAAACCGUACUCCAAGAAAUGACCGAUGAUUUCCGUGAUGAAAACCAAGAGGGAGUGGAUGAGGUGACAGCUGCGCUGAACGAAUUGCCGGCGUUGGCAGUUUACUGC
Molecule: messenger RNA, 6087 nt
Organism: Eimeria acervulina
Lineage: Eukaryota; Apicomplexa; Conoidasida; Eucoccidiorida; Eimeriidae
Product: SNF2 family N-terminal domain-containing protein, putative
Exons: 12
Biological process (GO): circadian rhythm
Cellular component (GO): Swr1 complex
Molecular function (GO): ATP binding; ATP-dependent chromatin remodeler activity; histone binding
Source: RefSeq, a predicted model, not a curated record